Messenger RNA from Melopsittacus undulatus (budgerigar), 2649 nucleotides. It is a transcript of the gene GPR180, whose product is annotated as G protein-coupled receptor 180. Bases 13 to 1323 code for a protein of 436 amino acids. The transcript is spliced from 9 exons. Lineage: Eukaryota; Metazoa; Chordata; Aves; Psittaciformes; Psittaculidae. Gene Ontology annotation, biological process: G protein-coupled receptor signaling pathway; response to pheromone. The record is from RefSeq and is a predicted model, not a curated record.
CGGGUCCUGAGGAUGCGGUGGCGGCUGCUGUGGCUCCUCUGCGCUGCCGCCCGCUGGUGGGGCGCCGGCGGCAAGACGCUGCGGGGCGGGUUCGCCAGCGCCGCCGCACGGCGGGACCCGUGGCGGCCGGUGGCGGGGUUCCAGUUCCACGGUGACCAUGCUGUUCUGUGUGUCAGAAUCAAGAACGUAGCAGUAGCUGUGGCAAAAGCAGCUAGACUUCACCUGUUUCAAGCACAGGAAUGGCAGAAGCUGCAGAAUGGCAUCGAAGAUCAGAGCUGUACAGAGAAGUUCUCCAAAGCUCAGCUGACAAUGACUGUGAACCACACAGAGCAAAAUCUGACAGUGUCCCAGAUUCCUUAUCCGGAAACAUGGUAUGUGUUUUAUGUAGACAAGUUUACCUGCGAGGAGAAUUAUUCUGAAUCCGAGGAUAUUCAGUUUGAAAUGGUCUUACUAAACCCAGAUGCAGAAGGCAAUCCAUUAGAUCACUUUAGCGCAGGGGAAUCUGGGUUGCAUGAAUUCUUUUUCCUGCUUGUCCUAGCAUACUUCGUUACUGCUUGCAUAUAUGCACAGUCCCUAUGGCAAACACUUAAGAAGCGUGGACCUAUGCAUACUGUACUAAGGGUGUUAACAGUUGCAUUACUGUUGCAGGCUGGUUCAGCGCUUGCCAACUACCUGCAUUUCUCAAGUUAUUCUAAAGAUGGAAUAGGAGUACCUUUUAUGGGAAGUUUGUCAGAAUUGUGUGACAUAGUCUCACAGAUACAAAUGCUAUAUUUAUUGUUGAGUCUGUGUAUGGGUUGGACAAUAGGCAGAAUGAAGAAAUCUCAUGGCAGACCUCUUCAGUGGGAUUCCACUCCAACAUCUACUGGCAUUGCUGUAGUAGUUGUCGUUACACAGAGCUUUUUACUAAUCUGGGAGCAGUUUGAAGAUACGAAUCACCACAGCUACCGUCCACACCACGGCUUAGCAAGCGGUCUGCUUAUUGGCCUCAGAGUUUGCCUAGCUUUAUCACUGGCUGCUGGUCUUUACCAGAUCAUCACAGUGGAGAGAAGCACGCUGAAAAGGGAGUUCUAUAUCACCUUUGCCAAAGCCUGCAUUCUCUGGUUUUUGUGCCACCCAUGUCUUGCAACCAUUGCUAUAAUAUUCAGAGAAUAUCAAAGAGAAAAGAUUAUUACCAUGGGUGUUAUCCUCUGUCAGUGCAUCUCCAUGGUUAUCCUCUACAGACUUUUUCUAUCUCAUAGUCUAUAUUGGGAAGUAUCUUCACUGUCAUCAGUGACGUUGCCACUAACAGUAUCCUCUGGACAUAAAAAUCGACAUCACUUCUGAGAUGUUUAGGAAGAGUACCUUCUGUAAUAAAUGUGCAAUAAUGACUUAAAUAUACAUGUAUUUUUGUCACAGGUGUGUCAUACAUUGGUUUCACUGGAAAAGAGUAAUAAUGUAAGAACACUUCACAGGCCUUUGGUCUGACAAGGUCACUAGAUUGAUCUGUUAAAAGUACUGUGGAGUAGAAAAAUCUAUAAUUUGAAUAAUUUCAUAAAUAUUAUAUGCAGCAUGUGGUGUUGAGCUGUAUCACGGAGAACUACAAUGAAUCUUUUCUCUCGCGUUCACAGACACAAAAAAAAUGUCCUUGUUUUGUAUCGAUACAAGGUUUGAAGAUCUUACAAAAUGCAGUUCUUAAAACACGUACAGGCCCAAACAAGUCUGAAAUUGGCCAGUUGUGAAACUGGUGUCAUGUGUAACGAUGAGUAAAAGUUCCUUUAUUUUCAUGCUUUAGAGAAAAUGUAUUUUAUAUGUAAGUAUAAAAAAGGCAAACAAAAGGAGUCCUCUAGAAAAACAUGUAAAAUGUUCCCAACUGCCUGCGAGAAACUUUGCUUUAUUACCAGUGUAAAAGAAAAGACUAUUUUGCAACUAGUGUUCAUACUGGUUAAAAUUUUAAGGAAAAUAGGGUUUAUCUGCCUUUUUUUUUUUCCUUUUAAUAAAUGUAACUACAAAUUUAAUCCAGUAAUGAAGGUCUAAACAGUAUUUGAGGCUUAGAAGACAUAGCAACAUGAAGGUAGUUAAAACAGCAGGCUUGCAUCUUUUAAAUAAAAAAAAAGGCAAAGAAAAUGGAAUGGGUGAUGUGGCACUAGAAUUUUAAUCCUGAUAUAAUUCAUUUCUGUUACAUUGAGGAUUCAAUCAUAAUUAAGCCAUAUACACAGAUUAAAUUAACAGAAGCAUUUCAAAUAAAUGUUGGUUUCAGUCAUCAACUACCCAUGAAUUCCUGCCCAAGGAUACUUAAUCAGGAUUAAAUUUUCUAUGAAUAAUUGAAAAACAAAAUACUCACUGGAUUUGUUAUAAUCCAUGUUGGCACUGGGUUCUAAGUAGUUGCCAUCUUCCAUCCAUUGUAAUAAAGCCAUACUACUUCGUGAUGCCCUAGCAUUCAGAAAGCCAAUGUAAAUGUAUACUUUAUUGAAGUGCCUAUUUAUUAUGAUUAAAUCAUGCUGACAUUUUAUUUCCUUCAUAAUGAGAACAUACCUGUUACCAGUGUGAGUGAAAUCUUUCUUUAUGGGAUUACUUUAGUAUUUGUCAAAUGUUAGACUUCUUUUCAUACAUGUGUGUUUCUUCACAAAAUGGGUUUUAUUUUCUAGUAAAUUAAUGUUUGUUUCUUCUUAA